Panthera uncia (snow leopard) is the source of this 777-nucleotide messenger RNA. Its product is annotated as 60S ribosomal protein L32-like. The coding region runs from base 252 to 728 and encodes 158 amino acids. Gene Ontology annotation, cellular component: ribosome; cytosolic large ribosomal subunit. The transcript is spliced from 2 exons. The record is from RefSeq and is a predicted model, not a curated record. Lineage: Eukaryota; Metazoa; Chordata; Mammalia; Carnivora; Felidae. Gene Ontology annotation, molecular function: structural constituent of ribosome. Gene Ontology annotation, biological process: translation.
AAGAGAAGAGGAGAGGAUAAGCUUCUUCUUUCAUUGUAGACCAGUAUGAAUCCAAAGGCAUGCAGAUUUUUCGUUAACCUUUACACAAAAGGAACGCCUAUACAUUAUAGUAAUAACGUUUUAUUCAACAAGCGAAAAGGACUGUAAAAAAACCCCCACAAACUAGAUGGAAUUCCUUAACAAAGGGACAAUCCCUGUUGACACCGUGGUGUGCGUAUAGUAUUCUAAAAAUACAGACAGCCCCAUUCUUCAUGUGUUGGGAGGGCGCGGGGUAUGAAAAGAGAAAGAAUGAUUGCAGGCAAGAAAAAGCGAUACUUGUGGAGGUGCCAGCCAUCCACAUCAUAGCCACCCUUAGACCUCUGAUGAAGCCCAAAAUCAUUCAAAAGAAGACCAAGAAGUUCAUCCUGGACCAGUCAGACCAGUAUGUCAAAAUUAAGCACAACUGGCAGAAACCCAGAGGCACUGACAAUAGGGUGUGCAAAAGAUUCAAGGACCAGGUCUUGAUGCCCAACACUGGUUAUGGGAGCAACAAGAAAACAAAGCACAUGCUGCCCAGUGGCUUCCAGGAGUUCCUGGUCCACAACGUCAAGGAGCUCGAAGUGCUGCUAAUGUGCAACAAAUCUUGCUGUGCAGAGAUUGAUCACAAUACCUCCCCCCAAGAACCACAAAGCCAUUGUGGAAAAGCAGCCCAGCUGAAGGCCAGGCUGCACAGUGAAGAAAAUGAAUAGACACCUUAUGUGCACAUCAUAAUUGUAUUAAUAAAACCAUAAAACUAUG